AUGCCACUCGAUUCUGGGUCCUUGGCCGCGCUGGCCGUGCUGGCCGCGGUCGCGACGCUUGUCGGGCGAUCGCAGGCGCAGCUGGACGUCCUGAAUCAGAUCAACAGCUCGAUAUGCACCUGGGGCCAGCUCAGAGCGGCCGUUAUUCGCGAUACCGUCUAUCUGGACGGCGGGAACCUGGUUUAUCAGAGAGGCUUCUCCAACGGACAGGUCCAAGUAGACAACAACGACAAUGCCGAAGGUCUCCUUUACACCCUCGAUCUCUCCCAAUCCUUCAACACCGAGAACGACAAUCUCACUGCGCUCUUCGAUACUUUCGAAAAGGCGGGCGGCAUUGCGGGCAACAUCGCGCCUACCUACCACGAUGGGUUCAUGUUCGCCAACGACAACUUGUUCUAUCUCUAUGGGGGUCUUCUUGAUAACACUGACGAUUUCGAUGACCCUGCCGAGAAUACUGCCCUGGCCUACCAGGCGUACCAGUACGGAGGCCAACGGCCCGGGUGGGAGCCCCGGUUCAUCAGCAUAAAUCUGCCCGACGGGGUCACUCGCUAUAUCACCAACGGUGCAGGCGUGAACGCGCCGAGCGAGAAUAUGGGUUGGUACAUCAGCGGGAUGCGCGCCCCGGGUUGGGGUCCUAUGUGGGACAACGAGACUGCGACCAACGUGUCGCAGCGCAUGAUCACGGUGGACAUGUCGGAUAUGGAGAAACCUGUGUUUGAGAAUGUUUCCUUGCACAGUGAUGAUGUACCGGGACGGGCUAAUGCUGAAGCCGUAUGGCUCCCCGUGGCGGAGUCCGGGGUCAUUGUGCUCAUAGGAGGCGUCACCGAGCCAGACACCAUCUUUGCCGCCGGACUGAGCGAUGAGCAGAUGGAAAAGAGUGAGCGUGAGAGUCCGGCCUUGAUGAAGACGGUCUCAGUGUACGAUGUGGCAGGCGACCGCUGGUACAACCAAAAUACCACGGGCGACAUCCCCCCGCAACUCACCCAGUUUUGCUCCGUCUACGCGAGUGCCUCCGAUGGCUCUUCCCACAAUAUUUACAUAUACGGCGGAUAUGACGGCCUUGGCGCCCUUAACCAGCCCUCAGACGAUGUCUAUGUCCUUUCUGUCCCGUCCUUUGAGUGGAUCCAGCUCUACGACGGAAAUGGAACCGCUAACGGGCGCAAGGAACACAAAUGCGUCAAGCCGUAUCCAGACAAGAUGCUGGUCCUUGGAGGCAUUCAUAUAGGCAGCAGCUCUUGCAUUCCAGACAUAAUCCGGGUCUUCAACCUAAACACGGGCCGGUUCCAGGAUACGUACAAUCCAAGGGACUGGGACGAUUACAAAGUGCCCGACCUUGUCGCGGGCCGGAUAGGCGGAGACGCGGACGGUGGAGCAACGAAAACAGCACCUGAUUCAUGGACUACCACUGCCCUGGCCGAUGUCUUUGCAGCCUCAUAUACCCGUACGAUCGAAACUUAUUACCCCUACAACAGCACGAACGACAACAUCACCACGACCACUGUCCCAUCCAGCGGCGGUGGUGGCAGCAGCUUCCCCGGCUGGGCCGGCGCAGGUGCCUUUGUCUUCUGGUUCCUCCGGCGUCGCAAGCGAAAGCAAUCCCGACGAGGAAGUGAGAUAUCUCAGAGCUCGCGUGUCAAGAAAUGGGUCAGCAGUGCAGGUGCUUUUGCGCCGCCAGGCCCCACGGACCCAGACAGGUCUACUAUUGUAUCGGGUGGAUUCACGAAUGAAAGCACGGUUGCACCGUCUGAACAGCCGGUCGCUGCAUCUCAGGCUACGGCUGAGGUGGCAGGGGAUCCGGUCUACGAGGUGCAUGGCCACAGCGCAGCUCAGACCGCGGCCGUCGAACUCCCAACCUCAUACAACGAAGGGAGCCUGCCGGUCUCGUCACCGACUAUGAGCGUUGCGAUGAGCUUCAACUCCCCGAUAUCGCCGGAAGUUCCGCAGGAGAAAGAAGGCGACGCACCGAUGCGGCCAUCCCAUACCCGCAACGUGUCGAGCUUGUCGAGCGUACAGUCAUACACGCCCACAAUCGAUGACGGCAGUCUGCAACGACCGCGGUACGUGUCCGGGGUGUCAGAGGCGAGCGUCAGCUCAGCGGGGACCCGAAUUGAGAGUACGACAGGGUACAGAGGUCUGGGACUGGAGGAUAUCCCGGACACGGAGGGACAGAACGCGACGGGUGCGACGAGUUCAGAUCCCAAUCGGAAUGCGACGUUGAAUAAUGAUUCGAAUAAUUCAUGACGAGAUUUUGUAUUGAUGUAUUUAACGCAUGCAUUUAGUAAUAA
Molecule: messenger RNA, 2285 nt
Organism: Aspergillus nidulans FGSC A4
Lineage: Eukaryota; Fungi; Ascomycota; Eurotiomycetes; Eurotiales; Aspergillaceae
Exons: 7
Coding region: 1-2241 (746 amino acids)
Source: RefSeq, a predicted model, not a curated record